GUCGAAGGCGCGCGCGCGACGGAGAGAGCGUCCGCAGCGCGGAAGCGCCGGACACCGCGCGAAUCGGCACGACAACCGACGUCGACGCGACGACGACGCCGGGUCAGCCCCCGCGCAUGGCAGUAAUGCACGCCACGCUGUCGCCGACCAGGCCCAUCUCCGCCGAGGAACAACAAGCGAUCGCAGACCUCAGGACAAUACUCCCGCAAAUCGAAUGUCUUGAAGAUUCAUACAUAUUACGAUGGCUUCGUGCUAAAGACUUACGUUUUGAUGAGACGGCCGAAGCUUUGAAAAAGCAUGUGACUUUUCGAAAAGCAUGGGAACUCGAUUCGAUUGAUUCUUGGGAAGCACCCGAGUGUCUAGAAAAGUACUGCGGCUAUGGCUUCCUCUCGGACAAGGAUGGACGACCGAUUCUGAUGUCGCUGCUCGGCAAUUUGGACGUGGAAGGCAUGCUGAAAUCAGUUGCAUCGUUGGACUACAUCAAAUUCUCUCUGGCUGCAAUUGAGAAGGGACUUCAGCUGUGUAAUCAAAAAGCAAAACAGACAGGACGACCAUUCGAGCAAAUGAUGCUUGUGUUCGACCUUGAUCACAUCGGCUCUGCACACUUCUCAUGCAAACAAUUCGCCAGUUCAUUCACCACUCUCGUCACACUAUUCCAGGAACAUUAUCCACUUGUACUCAAGAAGAUUCUGAUUAUCAGAGCACCAGAAAUGGCGCGUAUCGCUUACGCUUCGAUCACGGCCAUACUUAGUGAUCCGAUUACGCGGCUCAUUGAGAUGCCUUCUGAGGCAGACUGGAAAUGGGCAUUAGCUCAAUAUGUAAAUCUGGAUGGGUGGCCUAUUCACUGGGGAGGAAAUAGAUCCGAGAAUGGAGAUCCUAAGUGCCCCGCUACUAUUCGCUAUGGCAUGGGCCCCGUACCCUCGGACUACUUCGUAGAUCCUAAAACAGCAAUGCCAGAUUACGAUCAGUUGACAACUGUCUAUGCUGGUGACAAACACCUCAUAUCAAUCCGGAUCAAGGAAAAAAGCCGAAUAUGCUGGCAGUACAUGACCGAUGACGACGACAUCGGCUUCGCGAUUCACUUUGACCCCUCAUUCCAGGCAAAUAAUUUGACCGAGAUGGAGAUUGUCUUCCCCUACAUCCGUCUCGAAUGUACGAAUGUUCCUAUAUCCGGUCACUAUGUAGCAGAAAAGGCUGGAAAUUAUAUUAUUGAAUUUGACAACUACUACUCUUGGUUCUCAGCCAAGCAGCUGCGUUACAACAUCGAGAUUGAAGAAUUAUAAUACUGUGAUUAUUUUAAUAAUGUCGUAUAUUGUAUGCUUAAUUGUACAUAAAAUUGUAAAAAACACAGGAUUGAUUGCUAA
Messenger RNA from Cylicocyclus nassatus, 1364 nucleotides. The record is from the annotation of a GenBank genome assembly. Lineage: Eukaryota; Metazoa; Nematoda; Chromadorea; Rhabditida; Strongylidae.